CAGGUCGUCGAGCUCAAGCCGGGCGGCGGCGCGCUGCCGGUCACCGAGGAGAACAAGGCCGAGUACGUCGACCUCGUCUGCCGCUGGAGGCUGUUUGGCGCGGUCGGCGCCCCUGUCGAGGCGCUGCUGCGAGGGCUGCACGCCGCAGUCCCGGCGCCGAUUCUGCGCGAGCUCUCCGCUCUCGCGCUCAUGCUCGCCGGCGAGCCGCACAUCGACUUGGCCGACUGGAGGCGCCACUGCAUCACGGCGGGCGGCCUCUCGCGCCGCUCGCGCCGCUUCCGCUGGUUCUGGCGAGUGGUGCGUUCCUACUCGCAGCAAGAGCGGCAGCAGCUGCUCCAGUUCGUCACAGGCUCUCGCCAGCCGCCCGUCGGCGGCUUUGCGCAGCUGCAGGGCUUCAACGGCGGCGUGCACAAGUUCACGCUCUGCGCGGCGUCGCACGAGCCAAAGGACUCGCUCCCGCGGGUCCACGCGUGCAUCUGCACCCUCGACCUGCCAGAGUACUCGUCGUGCGGCGCGAUGCGGCGUGCGCUGCACAUUGCCCUCUCGAUGGGCGCCGUCGGGUUC
Emiliania huxleyi CCMP1516 is the source of this 564-nucleotide messenger RNA. Its product is annotated as putative ubiquitin-protein ligase. NCBI's taxonomy places the organism in Eukaryota, Haptophyta, Isochrysidales, Noelaerhabdaceae. The annotation marks the transcript as partial. The transcript has 2 exons. Gene Ontology annotation, molecular function: ubiquitin-protein transferase activity. The record is from RefSeq and is a predicted model, not a curated record.